Messenger RNA from Aspergillus steynii IBT 23096, 2076 nucleotides. RefSeq lists its product as uncharacterized. The transcript is spliced from 4 exons. The record is from RefSeq and is a predicted model, not a curated record. The coding region runs from base 1 to 2076 and encodes 691 amino acids. Lineage: Eukaryota; Fungi; Ascomycota; Eurotiomycetes; Eurotiales; Aspergillaceae.
AUGGAUGCCAAGCUGCCACCUCGUCAGCAGCCGGCGGUGUCUUCCGCCCCUCAGGGCGAGCAGGUGCUUCCCAUCCAUUUGGCGGCUCAUCCUCCGUGGCCGCAGGAUCCUCCUCUUCCUCCCCAGAUUCCCCCGGUUUCUUAUCAGAACUCUGUUCCUGUCUCGGGACCUGUCCCUGUCUCUGUACCUGCCACGGUACCUGGAAUUACACCUGUACAGCCGACGCUGACGAAUCCCCCGCUAUCAUCGCCCACUGCGCCAUAUACGAAUGAGCAGCAGACAGCAUCGACGGCAGUCGACUCAACCCGUCAAGAUGUAGGCAAGACACCCGCGCCGAAGCCUCGCAAAUCGCGCAAGGCCGACAAUGCAUCGGGGGGUCGGUCGACGCUGUUCUGGGUCAAUAGCGACCAGCAAUCAGUGUCCGAGGGGACGCGAGAGGAUACCCUGAAGCGCAUCCGCUCGCACGUCAUGUCCGAACACAAUCGGAAAAAGAGGCUUGAGAACACCAAACGCUAUAAGAGUAAGACGUGGAAACAUCUUGCUUUUCAGCCGGUGGAGACUGCUGCAGCUGGCCCCGGCCCUGCAGCCAUAGGUCCCAUGCCUCCCCCACCCGGGAGAUCGUCUGUAAAAGCGUCCUCCGCCAGUCGAGGAAAACAAGCAUCACGACAGGGUCAUAAUAACAAUGAUAUCACCAAUGACAUGGUUGUCACCAGUGCUCCUGGGCAUCCUGCUAUCAUAGCGACUGGCGCUUCUGGUGCACAACCAUAUGGUUAUGCAGUCGCCCCGGCUCCGUUGUCGUCGCCGACGAUGUACCUAGGCCAUGGCGCCCACAGGGACCCAUUUAACAUGGCACAUACACAACUGACGGAUCGCAUGUUUCGACAUCUUCAACGCUUCUUGUUUGAUCUCACGCAUAUUGCGUAUCCUCUACAACGGCGAUAUGGUCCGAAGCUGCAGGCGCAUUGGGCCUCACUGAUUCGAAGCGAUCCCGCCUCGCUGCACGCUUCGAUCUGCGUUGCGGCGUCCAACGCAGCACUGCAUACGGGAGAGUUUCCUAUGGUUGAUCCAAACAAACGGGGGUCGAGUCUGCUGCUGCUGGACACAUUCCACCACCGGGGAGAGACGAUCCGGCUGGUCAACGAGGGACUGUCAGAUCCGAUCAAGGCUUCCAGCGACGAGCUGAUUGCUGCGGUGUCCAUGCUGCUAACGAUCGAGAUCGCAUCUGGCAACCCCGAUUACCUGAAAGUUCACCUAGCAGGGCUGAGACAGAUGGUGGGCAUGAGGAACAAGUUCACCGACGUUCCCCCCGACGUCCGCUACCAAAUUUCAUGGACGGACAUUCGCGUUGCUUGCAUGGCAUUCACCAAGCCCAUCUUUCCAUUUGUCCGCGACCCUCGCCCAGCCCACAUGGCUCCCAUCAUCCCGCCCACCAAGGAGCUCGAAUGCACGGCGUCACGCCUCAUCGCGCUGAUGAAGAUCCCGGGCAUCUUCGGCGACGUUUUAUCGCAGGUGAUCACGGACCUCCUCGAACUCGUCUGGUACGCCGAGUGGAUCAAGGGGCCCGUGUUCCAGGAGUUCAACGAAGAAACCGAAAACUACUUCAACACCGAAGUCCUGUACAUCGAAUACGCCCUGCACGCGGACCGGUACACCGCGCGCGGCGAAGCCAAAGGCGACGCCUCGAUCGAAGGCUGCGUGCGGCUGGCCUGCUUCAUCUACCACAACACCGCCAUCUGGGACUUCUACCCGAACAUCGGGCCGGUGUUCCCGAAGCCCAUCAUGGGGUUGCGCACGGCGCUGGAGUCCAUCAUCCCGACGGGGUGCUUCCACCUCUGCCGCGAUCUGCUCACUUGGCUGCUGUUCAUGGGCGCCUGCGCCUCCAAGAUGAUGAUCUUGGAGCGGACGUUCUUCGUCACGGAGCUGGCCACCGCCGUCCGCAUCCAGGGCAUCCGGUCAUGGCAGGACCUGCGUGCCUCGCUUAUGAACUUCUUCUACGUGGACCGGGUGUACUUGACUCCGUUGCGGGAAUUAUGGGAUGAAUUGCGCGUGAUGCAAGCCCCUGAUGAUCAGGCUUGA